AUGCUUUCCAAAGAAGAGUAUGAUGAUCACCUUUGGACGGAGACAACCAUACGGAUGGGGUUUGCCGCUUUUGCAAUCCUCAUAUGGGACCACAUCAUCACUUUCGGCGAUGAGGUUGAGCUGAUAUGGAAGGGGAAGAAGAGCAUUUUCACGUAUCUCUUUUUCCUCAACCGAUACUUGACCCCGCUGGGCUUCAUCAUCAAUUUAUACGCCUACUUAUCGCCCGUUUGGACGCCAGAAUUUCUCCAGACGUGUCAGCAUUUCGUCCGCUAUGAGGGUAGCAUGACUGUCAUUGGCAUUGAAGUAACGGCAAUCAUGAUGAUGCUACGGGUGAAGGCGAUAUACAAUGGUCAGAUAUACGUCAUGACCGGGGUGAUCGCGGUUUUCAUCGCGACAACCGCCGUGAAUGCGUGGCUUCUGACGAUGGGUCAAGCCGUAUAUCACGAGGCUAGCGACAUCCAUGCUUGCACUAUGAUAUUCGAUCCAAACCUGGGAUGGGUAGCUUCGGCCUCGGCUUGGCUGCCGCUGCUGUAUGACACGAUUGUGCUUGGUCUUACGUUCUUCCGGACGUAUUAUCCCGUACGACACAACAUUGGUAGUCACUUAUUUAAAAGGCUCCUAGCGGAUGGUAUCAUAUACUAUAGCGUUAUCUUCUCGGUGACGCUGGUCCUCACGAUAAUGAUCAUCGUCGCGGAUCCCGGCCUCAAGAACAUCAUGGCACAGUGA
This is a messenger RNA of Gloeophyllum trabeum ATCC 11539, 726 nucleotides long. RefSeq lists its product as uncharacterized. NCBI's taxonomy places the organism in Eukaryota, Fungi, Basidiomycota, Agaricomycetes, Gloeophyllales, Gloeophyllaceae. The record is from RefSeq and is a predicted model, not a curated record. Bases 1 to 726 code for a protein of 241 amino acids. The transcript is spliced from 14 exons.